AUGACUACACAAAGCAGACGAUCCUUCAGGAGCGAGUCCGGCUUGCCCUUUCAGCGUAUCGUCGUCUUUGGUGAUUCUCUCAGCGAUUCUGGAAACACGCACAAGCUCACCAAGGGCGAAUGGCCAAAGGACGAGCGAUACUACAAGGGUGCGUUCAGCAACGGCAAAGUAUGGCCGCUCCUCCUCGGCGAGCGUUUCGGCAUCGAAGUCGAGAACAGAGCGUUCGGCGGGGCGACGGCAGACAACAAGCUCGUCCAAGGCAAGACGGGCUACUACACCGACAUCCCUGUGCCUGCGCUGGCAGAUCAGGUCGACACCUACCUCGCCUCGUCAAAGUCGCAUCUCUUGCAUGCUUACCCUCGAGCUGGUGCUGCACCCAAGGGCGAGACCCUCUUCUCCAUCUGGGUCGGCGGCAACGAUGGAUUCCUGCAGCCAGAGAUUGGCGGCGCGACCAUCUUCAAGGCCAUCGAGCGCUCCAUCAUGAAGCUCUAUCGUGCUGGUGGUCGUCACUUCCUGCUCUCGACUCAAUCAGACGGCAGUCCCUACUCGGCAGCCUACAAUCGGCAGCUCGCAGAGAGCAUGCACAAGCUCACGGAUACCCUCGGCAACAUACACUUCGCGGUGGCAGACAAUGCCUCCCUGCUGGCUGACAUUGUCGGCGAUCUAGGCAAGUAUGGCUUCGACUCGCUCUCUCCUUGCAUCACGGGCAUCUACGAGAACGAGAGCUACAACCCGGCAGCAGUCGAGGGUGCCAACAUGGUUCUCGAGCAGAGCCAGGCACUCCAGCGGACUGCAAGUACUUGUGUCGCCCAUCCGGAGAGACACGUCUUCUGGGACAUCUUCCACCCGUCUGCGAGGCUGCAUCAAGUUCUCGCAGACAACACUUGUGCUGUCGUCCUCAAGCGCUGGGGUGUCGCCAGCGUCAAGCCCAGCCAGUCUGCUCUCUCGCCGGUCGGAGAGCCCCUUCCCAUCUUUGACUUGUAG
This is a messenger RNA of Mixia osmundae IAM 14324, 984 nucleotides long. RefSeq names its product carbohydrate esterase family 16 protein. The transcript is spliced from 3 exons. The record is from RefSeq and is a predicted model, not a curated record. The coding region runs from base 1 to 984 and encodes 327 amino acids. Lineage: Eukaryota; Fungi; Basidiomycota; Mixiomycetes; Mixiales; Mixiaceae. Gene Ontology annotation, molecular function: hydrolase activity, acting on ester bonds.